UUUAGUGAAAGUCGAAAAAUAAUCCAACCCGACGGACAAUUAAAUGCCUUCUAGAGUAGAAAACAGACAGUUAUUGGGAUAAAAUUUGUUUGUAUAAGUUCUUCUGAAGUAAUUUUAAAGGUUCCCCAAAAUACAACGUCAGCAAAACGAAACAUGAAACUCGGUCAUUGACAGACAUGACCAAUUGACAGAUUAAUUUGUCGUCGAUCGGUCAUUACCUGCUGAUUCCAUCAAACACAAACAUGUUGUAUUUCAUUAGAAAGUGUCUCGAUUUUGCAUUGAAAAUGCUUGGGUUCCCAGCCCAGCACAGAUUUAUGUGCUUCAGACCCCACAUCUUGCCCGUAAUUCUUGGACUUUGCCUUGGCAUAACGAUACAUAUGAUGUUCGCACCUUUUCUAGAGGAAAACUGUGACAUGGGUGGAUAUAAUGAUAAAGGCGUCGUCAACUCUAAGCAGUCAGUAGUUAACAACAAACUGGAAAAGGCAGCGGAAAAUGAAAAUGAUGAUUUUGAAGCAAGAAUAAUAAAACCAUUGGCAAACAUUAGCACCAAUAUUGACAGAAGCGCAUCGAGACCAAAGGUUGCAAGACCAAGAUAUAUUUCAACAGAACUUGGAAUAAGAGACAAAUUAUUUGUUGCUGUGCUGUCAAAUGCCAAUUCAAUUGACAAAUUAGGAGUAGCGGUUGAUAAGACUGUAACCAGCCAUGUUACUAAAACAAUAUUUUUCACAAGUGAAAAGCCGAAGUUAAUUCCGAACGGUAUGCCAAUGGUAGCUUUUGAUGACAGGCAAGCUGAAAUGCUUCCUGUUAAUGUAUUACGCUACAUCAAGCAACAUUAUGCAGAGAGCUAUGAUUUUUACUUGUUCAUGACAGAUAGGACAUAUCUGAGAGCAGAAAAGUUUAUGAAACUUGUUGAACACGUCAGUGUAAAGGAAGAUGUGUACAUGGGUGUACCUGGCAUGGACAGAACCAUCUGCCCAUUGGAAGGUGGUGUUUUGAUUUCACAGUCUGUGAUGUCCGCAGUUUUGGGCCAGCUGGACUGGUGCACGACCCACAUCCACCCUGACAACCCGAGCGUGACCCUGGGGCGAUGUAUACAUCAGACCUCACAGAGACUGUGUGCACAGAAGGCUGGGGAGCAGACAUUGCAGUAUUUCCAUCUUGAGGACUUUGAUUCCGAUACAGAUCUGGAUCGCCUAAAGCUUGAUUCCGAGUUUAACAUGUCCCUCGUGUUCUAUCCAAUGCCAGACGACAUCUCUCACUACAAACUUCACAGGUACUUCUGUUACGUGGACUUGAAUGAAACGCGUGCUGAGAUCGAAGCAUUAGAGCGUGACAUCGUAGAUCUCAGUGAAAAUUCCCCGGGAGGAAAGGACAGCCUGUCCUGGCCACUUGGUGUCAAUCAGCCUUACAAGCCAGUGAACCGCUACUCUGUCAUACAGUGGACAUACUUCACAGAGACCCACCUUUACCUCAAUAACGAGCUCUCCAAUAUCCAGGAAAUAUCAGGUGUUGACAGACAGGACAUAGCAGACACCAAGAACAUGGCAAAACUCCAUCUUGACAAGAAAUAUCACUCCCGAUUCCACAUCAAACACAUUUUGAAUGGUUACCGGAGGUUUGACCCAACAAGAGGCAUGGAGUAUGUCCUUGACCUACUUCUAGCUGACCGGCAACACCAAAACACGGAGACGGUCAAGCGGGUUCACCUAGUACGACCUUUCGGCAAGGUCGAGCUUGUUCCUAUGCCCUAUGUCACAGAAAGCAUGAUGGUUAAUAUUAUAUUACCACUGAAUGUUAACGAUGUAGACUUGUUUGAUGAUUUUAUCGCAUCUUAUGCUCGGGCGUGUCUGCAGAAUCCAGAAGAUGUACGACUAAUUGUGGCUUUCCUGUACCCUUCUAUGGGGCCUGGCGAGGUUAGGUCCAGGGACCAGUUUGCUAGGGCGAAAGCUUUGAUCAGUGACCACAAUACAAGAUAUGACACCAAAGGAAAAUUAAGUUGGAAGGCAUUGCAGAAUGUUGUGUCAGAUAUUAACAUUGUCGAUGAACUCAUCGGUGAAUUCCAGACCGAAGUACUUAUUCUGUUGACAACAGUGAACAUGGAGAUAUCCGUAGACUUGACCAGUACAUUUUUCAACAGAGUGCGUAUGAAUACCAUUAAGGGCAAGCAAGUAUUCUUUCCAAUGGGAUUCUGGCAGUAUAAGCCUAACCUAAUAUACAACAAGAAGCCUUACCCAUCGUCUGUAGAGGUUGGUCAAAGGCUUGGAAUAUUCAGCACAAAGUCAGUCGAUCAUGCCGGCUUUUACAUCUCCGAUUACAAAAACGCCAGGAAGACAAUCACACACGACACAGCGAGGUCAGGUGACAUUUUUUCCAUGUUUGUUUCCUACAAGAAUUUACAUGUGUUUAGAGCAGUAGAGCCAAAUCUUAAACUAAAGUGGAUGAAUUUGAUGUGCGAUCCGCGCGUAGACACAGAGAAAUACCAGCAAUGUGUAACCAGUAAUACAGAAGGCCUCGCCAGCCAACACCAUCUCGCUUUACUGAUAUACGAGCAGAGACAUGAAGUGAUUUCCCAGUCAGGGAAACCUUCCCGCUCUGGGGAUAGUUACCCUCGGGUAAGAGCUGCCCCGGUCCCUAUAGUUCAGCAGGAAAUGGAAGAUGGGCCCCACCCAGGGGAAUUAAGGGUCCACCAGGCUAACCUUGGUCCUGCCCAUGACACUGACCCCAUAGCAGAGGGCAUGAUCGUCAUGGGGAAUAAAAAUAGGGCCUAACUAGUCGAUUAGUGAACAAUGUAGUAGAGGUUUGCGAUUUUAAUGUUUUGUGAGAGAAAUUGUCAGAUGUAUUCAAUUGUUUUGAAGAUGUCAUUUAAAUUCAUAUAUUAUACAUGUACAUAUGCAAUUUAGUAUAUUUUAGGAUAAAUUAAUAUUUUUCGUGUGUUCAUGCAGUAUGAACGCUCCAAAGUAAUUUUGAAAAUCCAUCAAGCACGUAACUCCGGUCAAAUAAAAUCGCGUAUUUCCAUUGUCCAAUUAAGAGUGCUUGAAUUAAAUGAACACCGAUGUCAUAAUACCUAGCAGUUCAUGCGAAAUAAAUAUUAAUUUUUCUUUACAUUAAAGACCAGGGCAGUGUAAAUAUUUAUUUUUGUGAUUUUCUUUUUUGAAUGAUAGCUUUUACAAAUUCUUGACAUUUUUCUAUAUUUUUGCUUUAAUAAGCAUUUCUGUUCACUUUGUGGACUAGUUAAGAAUGAAUACUUUUGUUGCAUAUUUCAGCAUCACACACCUUGUUAUAGAUCUGAGCUUGAGGCUGCCAGAUUGUAUUCACUUGAACAAUCAAAAUCAUAUUUAUGUGCCAAAUAAGUGUGGUGUUGUUUUAGGUUGAAAUAGUAUUUCACAUGUACAGUACGUGUAUGAUCUGAUGUUUGUUGCUGUAACAGAUAUUCAUGUUUUACCUUUAAAUCGUGGGCAUUGAAUGCUUUAUAUUUGACCUGUUUGCAUGAUAGACUUUGGUAGUAAUUAUUCUGUACUACAAUAGCAAACUGUAGAUAAUAUAAUUUAAUAUGCUUGGAUCUACAUGUAUAUAGAUAAGACGCAGGGAUAAAAAUGGUGAAUUAAAUCAGUUAAAAUCUUAUUUUAUUUUCAAUUUUUUUUAAUAUCUAUUGAAAUCAGCCUAAAUUGGACUUGGAAAAUAGUGUCAAAAUGUUAUGUAGAUAUAUAAACUACUUGGGCAGUUAUUUUAUCCUAUUCUGCGUAAAAUAACCACAUACUAUCUUAAGUAAAAUUUGAUAAACAUCUGUAUAGAAACCUUGUUUUGUAUAGAACAAUUUGUUAAAUGUGUGAAAAGUUAUAUAUAACGGGGCAUUAUUGAGGUUUAAGAUCUGACGCCAAUUGUCUAAGUUAUUGACAGAUUAUCGUACAGCCUGUUUGCACAUUAAAUAGUUUGAUUUGAUGAACAUUUUGGCUUACUGAAGUUACUCUAACCAAACCAUAGACAUAAUCAGUAUUAUACGACUGUCUGAUGUUGUUCAGGUGAUUAGUUUUCCUUUUUUUGUCAAGUUAAUGUUUUUGCUUACAUGCGCACAAAAGUAACUGUGCAAGCAAAGAAAUUGGUCUAUUAUGUUCAAACGAUGUUUAUAAUUACAUAAAUUUUUAUAGGGCUGUAACAAUACGCCAUGUUGUAUUUUUUGUUGUUUUAAUUUCGUCUAGCUCGCAUGUUAUAAAAGAUGACAGGUUAUAAAUCACCUUGAGUCCGUUUCUUUUUAAGAAACCAGUACUGGUGUCACUUUUGAGAAGCCAUGGGAAUAGUCCCCUGGUGGGAAUCGAAACCACAAUAUCCUUACCAGUAUUGUAAAUUUGAUGUGUAGAGCCAAUAUUAUUUGAUAGUCCCAUAGUCCUCAAUUGCAGACAAAUGAUUUUUUUGUCAUUCAUCAUGAGAAAGAUGUUUUUUUAAAGAGAAAAUUGUUUUGCAUCAAACCUUCAUAAACAUGUUACAAGUAAUGCACUGAUUGUGUGUGAUCACACCUGUUCCUACUUUGCUAAUUUCUAUUAAUCAUGUGUAUGUAAUAAUAAGUUGUUUUUUUACAUAUCCCCCCCCCCACUAUUUUAUUGAUUUAUAUUGUUAUAUAUGACAAAGAUUGUAUUGUACUUCAAUAACGGUAUUAUUGUUUAUUGUUGCAUUUACAUGUUGUUAACUAAAGUCUUCAACAACACAACAUUUUAACUAUGCUAAAGAUGGAUUUCAUCUGACAGUUUUAAAAUCCAGAAUUAAUGGAUCUUUAAAAAUUGCUUCUUUUCGAAUUACGUUAGAAGCAGUCUGUUUUUUUAUGUGCAAUCACUGGUAAGGCCACAAUGAGUAAUCAUCUUGUUUUGCAUUUCCUGCCCGACUCACAGAAAUAUCUUUGAUCAUGAAGCUUCAGUGGUUAUAAAUAUAUAUAUAUAUAUAUAAAUCUGCUUUUAUCACAUAAUUAAGGGGUAAGUACAUACCCCCCCCCCCCCCCCCCACUAACAUACCAACCCACACUUACAUAUGGUAGUGAAAAGUCAAACAAACUGUACUUUGUGGCCUUAUAAGAAUAACUUACCAUGGUACAUUAAUUUUACAUUGUAUGAAUAUAUCAACUGUUCAUGUUUGUCUUCGUAUAUAACUAAAUCAAAAUGAGUUACCUGUUGAUAUAACUUGAUGGUGCUUCAAUGUAUCCAGUCUCUCUGUAGUCAGGUACAGUAGUCUGCUAGUUUUGAUAUGAUCAUAAUAGUAUUACAACUUUUACAUGCGUUUCUUCUAUACUUUGAAGUUAUAAUACCCAUGAUGUUAUUUGCUUUCAUUGUUCAAAAUUGAUUUAGUUUUUGUUCUUUUUGUUCUUGCACUGUUUUAGUUGCCCCUUUGCCCCCCCCCUUAAUAUUGGAACUGCCAGUAUGUAUAAAUGUUAUACCCUUUUGCCCCCCCCCCUUAAUAUUGGAACUGCCAGUAUGUAUAAAAGUUAUACCCCUUUGCCCCCCCCCCCCUUAAUAUUGGAACUGCCAGUAUGUAUAAAAGUUAUACCCUUUUGCCCCCCCCCCCUUAAUAUUGGAACUGCCAGUAUGUAUAAAAGUUAUACCCCUUUGCCCCCCCCCUUAAUAUUGGAACUGCCAGUAUGUAUAAAAGUU
This is a messenger RNA of Mya arenaria, 5633 nucleotides long. Its product is annotated as chondroitin sulfate glucuronyltransferase-like. Gene Ontology annotation, molecular function: glucuronosyl-N-acetylgalactosaminyl-proteoglycan 4-beta-N-acetylgalactosaminyltransferase activity. Lineage: Eukaryota; Metazoa; Mollusca; Bivalvia; Myida; Myidae. Gene Ontology annotation, cellular component: Golgi cisterna membrane. The record is from RefSeq and is a predicted model, not a curated record. The transcript has 6 exons. The coding region runs from base 243 to 2768 and encodes 841 amino acids.